UUCUGUUUUUGGAACCCAGCACCGGUGUCCCCCCGUGAAAUCCCGGUGCUCUUUGGAGUACCCGUCAAGGCGUCAAUGAAAGCCAUGUUAAGAGCCCACGCUCUUGCUGACUCAUCGAGGCAUGAUUCCCCUGCGCUCUUCCCACACAUUUACAGCUGAUACCCGGCCCGGAAAUGGUCCUUCGGCGGCAACCAUUCAAUACUAAUUUCCGUCUCGGCAGCGCGGCGGCGCGGCGGUGCUCCUAUCGAAUCGGCCGUCCUAUUGUGACCGCACCGUAUACCAACUCGACCACACCGUCCCUACAAACAAAGGUACCGACGGGAACAUGAGGACUCAGAAUCGCAGCUGCUGGCAGCGUCAUCAGUAAAGGUAUAAAUAUGUAUGUACUAUGUAAUGUCACGACAGGAUAGCUUUACCCAAAUUAGAUGAAGCAAGUGUGGUGGAGUCUUCAACAGUUCCGCCACAUUUUGAAGACAUGCAUAGCCGAGAGGGACCUUUGGACUGGCAAGUCCCUCCACACAUUGUACAUCAAAUCCCUCCUUAUCCCGCCCUCUACCUACAUGUCCAACCACUUCAUCCUCCUCUACUCCAAAUGCGGCCGCCUUUCCGAUGCCCGCAAGGCAUUUGACUCUACCCCGUCUCCCAAUGUCUUUACCUACAAUGCCAUAGUGGCUGCAUACGCGAAAGAAGGCCAGCCGCACACCGCACACUACCUGUUUGAUCAAAUUCCCCAACCGGACCUUGUCUCUUAUAAUACCCUCAUUUCUGCCUAUGCUGAUCGUGGGGACACCGUACCUGCUCUUGAACUAUUUCUGGGUUUGAGAAGAACGGGGCUGGACAUCGACGCCUUUACAUUGUCAGGAGCCAUCACAGCUUCUUGUGAUGAUAAGAUAUUGAUUCUUCAGCUUCAUUCUUUUGCUGUUUCAGGCGGGUUUGAUGCAUUUGUUUCUGUAAAUAACACUCUUCUUACAUGUUACGGUAAAAACGGGCAUUUAGAUUAUGCCAAGAAAGUUUUUGAAGCAAUGGGAGAGAUUAAAGACGGGGUCUCCUGGAAUUCGAUGAUUGUUGCUUAUGGGCAACAUAAAGUAGGGUCCAAGGCGCUAUCUUUGUAUCAAGAAAUGAUGAGCUUGGAGUUAAAAGAGGACAUGUUUACAUUAGCGAGUGUCUUAACUGCUUUUACAUCCAUGGAGGACUUUCUUGGGGGCCUUCAGUUUCACGCUCGCCUGAUCAAGAUGGGGUUUCACCUGAAUACUCAUGUUGGUAGUGGCUUGAUUGAUCUUUACUCGAAAUGCAGCAAAGAUGGUAUCCCGUAUUGCAAAAAAGUAUUUCAAGAAAUCCCCAAUCCAGACUUAAUCCUUUGGAACACCAUGAUAUCUGGUUGUUCCCUCUUCGAUGACUUUUCUGAAGAGGCUGUCGCUUACUUUAGGCAAAUGCAGCGUGUGGGCCACCAACCCGAUGAAUGCAGUUUUGUUUGUGUGAUCAGUGCAUGUUCUAAUCUUUCCUUGCAAGGGAAACAGGUUCACUCUUUAACAAUCAAAUCAUACAUCCCAGCAACCAGAACCCUCACUGUCAGUAAUGCUCUUAUCACAAUGUAUUCCAAGUGUGGUAAUCUACAAGAUGCCAUUAAAGUAUUUGACAGAAUGCCCGAGCACAACAGUGUGUCCUUCAAUUCCAUGAUCGCAGGCUAUGCUCAGCAUGGGCAUGCCAUGGAAUCCCUCAUACUCUUUGAGCAGAUGCUUGGAGGGAAUAAUAAUAGUGACGUGGGGCCCACAAGUAUAACAUUCAUUUCGGUCCUGUCUGCAUGUGCACACACUGGAAGAGUAGAGGAGGGUAAGAAGUAUUUUGGUAUGAUGACUGAGGAAUUAAGAAUCAAGCCAGAAGGAGAGCAUUACUUGUGCAUGAUUGACCUUUUGGGACGAGCUGGAAAUCUAGAAGAGGCAGAGAGUCUUAUAGAGAGCAUGCCAUACAAUCCUGGGGCUAUCGGGUGGGGAACAUUGCUUAGAUCUUGUAGAGUCCAUGGAAACACAGAGCUAGCAAUGAAAGCAGCCGAACACUGUCUUGAGCUGGACCCCAUGAAUGCAGCUCCAUACGUCAUGCUUGCAAAUAUCCAUGCCGGUGCUGGAAGAUGGGAAGAAGUAGCGGCCAUAAGAAAACAAAUGCGUGACAAAGGGGUUAAAAAGAAACCGGGUCAUAGUUGGAUAGAGGUGGACAAGAGGGUACACAUUUUCGUAGCGGAAGAUCAUUCUCAUCCGAUGAUAAAGGAGAUAUAUGUCUUUUGGGAAGAGAUGUCAGAAAAGUUGAAGCAAGCAGGGUAUGUGGCAGAUUUGAAGUGGGUCCUCAUUAGAGAUGAAUACGGGGGCAUUCAUGAGGAAGAGAAGGAGAGAAGCCUGAGGCAUCACAGUGAGAAGCUGGCUGUUGCUUUUGGGCUCUUAUCAACAAAAGAAGGGAUGCCUCUACUUGUUCUUAAAAACUUGAGGAUAUGCGGUGACUGUCACAAUGCUAUCAAAUUUAUUACUGUCAUAACUGGACGUGAGAUUACAGUGAGGGAUUGCCACAGGUUUCACUGUUUUAAGGGUGGCAUAUGUUCUUGUGGGGAUUUCUGGUGAUAGAUUUCGCUACAAAUUUCUGGCAAACAUCUGUUCCGGAUAUGUUCAAACUGGAUUUUAUCUUGGAUAUAUAUAUAUACUCAUGUCUGAAGAUGUUGCUAAAAAUGUAUUGUCAUGACGGUUUAACAAAAAUUUGACUCCGGAUGUACAAAGAGAAAGAGCAAGUUGAGAAGACAUUUAGUUAUAAAAUCACCUUCCGGCUCUAUGGAUCGGGUGCCAGCGUUGAUGUUUUGCCAUAUAUCUAGUCAAGAGUAAAAUGAUGCUGCACAAACAACACAAACACCGUGUGGGUUCAAUGUUUGCAGAGAAAGUUGCUGCUCAGGAAGCUGAAAUGGGGAUUAUGGAGCUGCUUGAGGGAAGGUCUUGAGGUCUUCUAUCCGUUCACCAUAAAUAUAUACAAAUAUCUAUUCCUGUUUAUAUGAAUAUGAAUACAACGUAUUCCUGUUUAGUACAAUUUUCCCUUGCAAUCCAUCAGAGUCACUAUGCAUAUUUUUUACAUAUUAAGUUCAUAAAUUGUUAUUAUAUUGUUCUCUCCGUCACACAAAACUUGUCCAUAUUGACUUUUCUUGAUCAAUAAUUGU
Cuscuta epithymum is the source of this 3187-nucleotide messenger RNA. The record is from the annotation of a GenBank genome assembly. NCBI's taxonomy places the organism in Eukaryota, Viridiplantae, Streptophyta, Magnoliopsida, Solanales, Convolvulaceae.